AUGAGGCAGGCAUCUGGAGUGGCGCUCCUCCUGGGGCUGAUGGCUCUCCCAGCGGCACUGGGACAGAGAAGUUCGGAAAGCCCUAAAUAUAGCAACCAAAGCUUUGCCAUCGUCUCUUUCAAAUGGGAUCACGUCAAGGAGCCGUAUAUCAUUGCACUCUGGAUACUUGUGGCCAGCUUGGCCAAAAUCGUUUUCCACUUGUCCCACAAAGUCACUCGGGUGGUUCCAGAAAGUGCUCUGCUGAUUGUCCUUGGUCUUUUCCUCGGUGGCAUUGUAUGGGCAGCAGAUCACAUUGCCUCCUUCUCCCUGACACCAACUGUAUUUUUCUUCUAUUUGCUGCCCCCCAUUGUUUUGGACGCUGGAUAUUUUAUGCCAAAUAGAUUGUUCUUCGGAAAUCUUGGCUCCAUCCUUUUGUAUGCUGUCAUUGGGACAGUCUGGAAUGCUGCCACAACUGGUUUAUCUCUCUAUGGUGUCUAUCUGACAGGAAUAAUGGGUCAGCUACACUCUGGGCUGCUGGACUUCCUCCUCUUUGGCAGUUUAAUUGCUGCUGUGGAUCCUGUAGCUGUUCUGGCGGUGUUUGAAGAAGUCCACGUCAAUGAAGUUCUAUUCAUCAUUGUUUUUGGAGAAUCACUUCUGAACGAUGCUGUAACUGUGGUGCUGUACAACGUGUUUGACUCUUUUGUUGCAAUAGGUGCAGCGAAUGUGACGGGGAUUGAAUGUCUCAAAGGCAUAGUGUCAUUCUUUGUGGUGAGCCUCGGUGGGACACUGGUUGGCGUUUUCUUUGCAUUCCUGCUCUCAUUGGUCAGUCGUUUCACCAAGCACGUGAGGAUCAUUGAACCUGGAUUUGUGUUUAUCAUUUCCUACCUGUCCUACCUCACAGCAGAGAUGCUUUCUCUUUCUGCCAUCUUAGCGAUAACCUUCUGUGGCAUCUGCUGUCAGAAAUAUGUCAAGGCUAACAUAUCUGAACAGUCUUCUACAACUGUAAGAUAUACUAUGAAAAUGAUGGCCAGUGGAGCAGAAACUAUUAUCUUCAUGUUCCUGGGCAUUUCAGCUGUGGAUCCAGAUAUCUGGACUUGGAAUACGGCUUUUAUUCUGUUGACUCUGGUCUUCAUCUCGGUAUAUAGAGUUAUUGGUGUCAUUAUACAGACAUGGAUUCUUAACCGCUACAGAACUGUCCAGCUGGAGAUAAUAGACCAGGUGGUGAUGUCCUAUGGUGGACUGCGAGGAGCAGUUGCUUUUGCUCUUGUUGCACUUCUGGAUAAGGAUAAAGUGAAAGACAGAAACCUGUUUGUCAGCACAACUAUAAUUGUUGUGUUUUUUACUGUUAUAUUCCAGGGACUGACUAUCAAACCUUUGGUACAGUGGCUGAAAGUGAAGAAAACUGAACACAGAGAACCAAAACUGAAUGAGAAACUUCAUGGCAGAGCCUUUGAUCACAUUCUUUCUGCUAUAGAAGACAUUUCUGGACAAAUAGGGCAUCAUUAUCUGAGAGACAAGUGGUCCAAUUUUGAUAGGAAAUUCCUCAGAAAAAUACUGAUGAGAAGGUCUGCUCAAAAAUCAAGAGACCAAAUCCUUAAUGUUUUCCAUGAGCUCAACUUGAAGGAUGCAAUUAGCUAUGUGGCUGAGGGAGAACGUAGAGGUUCGCUGGCAUUUAUACGUUCUCCAAGUACAGACAACAUGGUAAAUGUGGAUUUCAGCACUCCACUCCCAGGCACAGUGGAAAGUUCUGUCUCUUAUUUAUUGAGAGAAAAAGCUGGACCAGUUUGCCUUGACAUGCAAGCUUUAGAGCAGAGAAGGAAAAGUAUUCGGGACACGGAAGAUACCCUCGCUCAUCACACCCUACAACAGUACCUGUAUAAACCCAGGCAGGAGCACAAACACCUGUACAGUCGACAUGAGAUCAUGCACAGUGAAGAUGACAAACAAGACAAGGAGAUUUUCCAUAGGACAAUGAGGAAGCGCUUAGAAUCUUUCAAGAGUACCAAACUAGGAAUAAACCAUUCCAAGAAGUUCAAUAAAAUCCACAAACGAGAUCGGGGCCAAAAAAGGAGAAAUAGCAGUGUCAUACCAAAUGGAAACAUUCCUUCAGAAAAUCCAGUACAAGAUUUUACUUUGAAGGAAAAAGAUUUGGAAUUUUCUGAAUCAGAAGAAAAUAAUGAUUAUGAGACUUUGCAUCUAGGCAAAGGAGUUGAUUUCCUGGCUAAUGUGACGAAACAAAAUUUCACAGAUACUCCUGCUGGAAUUGAUAACCCAGUAUUUUCAGCUGAUGAUGAUCAAAGCAUCUACAUGAAGUUCUCACCAUGGUUAUCUAGUGAAGACACUGUGGUACCAUCACAAAGGGCCCGAGUGCAGCUUCCAUAUUCUCCAGACAACUUCAGACGUCUCACUCCAAUCCGGCUCAGCAAUAAAUCAACAGAUUCCUUCCUGCUAGCAGAUGGCCCAGAGGACCGACCCAGAUCUUUUCUCCCAGAAUCAACACAUAUGUAA
Pseudopodoces humilis (Tibetan ground-tit) is the source of this 2487-nucleotide messenger RNA. It is a transcript of the gene SLC9A3, whose product is annotated as solute carrier family 9 member A3. Lineage: Eukaryota; Metazoa; Chordata; Aves; Passeriformes; Paridae. Gene Ontology annotation, cellular component: brush border membrane; plasma membrane; apical plasma membrane. Gene Ontology annotation, molecular function: potassium:proton antiporter activity; sodium:proton antiporter activity. The record is from RefSeq and is a predicted model, not a curated record. Gene Ontology annotation, biological process: regulation of intracellular pH; sodium ion import across plasma membrane; potassium ion transmembrane transport.